Messenger RNA from Notothenia coriiceps (black rockcod), 638 nucleotides. Its product is annotated as histidine triad nucleotide-binding protein 3-like. Gene Ontology annotation, molecular function: catalytic activity. NCBI's taxonomy places the organism in Eukaryota, Metazoa, Chordata, Actinopteri, Perciformes, Nototheniidae. The coding region runs from base 65 to 607 and encodes 180 amino acids. The record is from RefSeq and is a predicted model, not a curated record. The transcript has 5 exons.
CUCUAUCAUAGGUUGUGUUUACCGGCAACGCGUUAUGAAGGAAACAACAAAGACCAUCUGAAAAAUGUUGGGAAACAACUCAAAGUUAACUUCAGAAAGCGAUGAAACUUGCAUUUUCUGUUUGAUAGCAAACGGUCAAGACAAAGAAACACAAGUCAUCAAAAAGAACAAUGAGCUGGUGUGUUUUAGAGACAUUUACCCUGCUGCUCCUCACCACUACCUGGUUGUACCCAUUCAGCACAUCCACAACUGCUUCUCGCUACACAGGGGAAACGUUGAUCUCGUUAAGAGGAUGGCUGAAAUGGGGAAAGCUGUGCUACAAGACCAAGGGAUCACUAAUAUGGAGGAUAUAAGCCUCGGCUUCCACCAACCUCCCUUUACUUCCGUCGGUCAUCUCCACCUCCAUGUGCUCGCUCCUCGCAGCCAAAUAUACCAACACUUGAUGUAUAAGUUUAUUCCAAAGACGGACAAUUUUGUUACGGAAGAAAGUCUCCGGAAUCGUAUUAAGGAUAAAGCUUCCAUAGUAAAGGGAGAGUGGAGUGGACUGUAUAAACUAUCAAGACCAUCCAUCUUCUCCCGCUUAUCCGUGGUCGGGUCGCGGAGGUAGCAGUUCCAGCAGAGAGCCCCAAACGUUCCUU